AUGGGCAAAUCCUGGAAACAAUUUUUACAAUCUCUAAUCAAUCUUAAGACAAGAUAUCGCUGCUUAGAAACGGUCCACUGUGAUAUUCGGACUAUAAUUAUCCGCGACGCACGAGCAGCAGCUAUGGACACAAGUCCGCUCUGCGACUUCUGCUGCAAACUUAACUUCCACAGCCUCGUGAGACGCGCGCGAAAUCCCGAGGGGCCAGGAAACAAUUAUCAAGAUCAAUACGAUCGAGACGAUCAGAAAGUUUACGGCGAGUCAGCUGCAUCAUUCUCGUAUGUCAAGGAUAUUUACACGAGAAGAUCACGCUGUAAGCUUUGCAAUAUCGUAUCGAAACGCUUGGAGGCAUUUCAUGCAGCGGACGAGGACGAGUGUUUUGUCUCAAGUGAAACUUUCUGUGGGAAGUCGCUUGAAGUCAACCCAACACGAUACACACAACGGAUGUCCUUUACACUUGGCCGCAAAUCUUCGGAACAUGAAGGGGUUAUUAAGGGCAGGCAUAAGCUUCUCUAUGACUGUCAAGAUCUGCUACAACUACAGGCUUGUUGCAAGUCUGUUCCUACAGUUGCAGACGUGGCUGGGACUCCACCCUUUCGACAAGUUGACGAUUCGCGUUUCAGAGGUUCUAAGUUUGCCGGUCAGACACAAGACGAGAGGCAAGACGUGUUUCUUUGGGCAGCUCAUCUCGAGCUUAAGGACAUUCAAGAAGGAUGUCUGUCGCAGGACGACUGUGUUCUCAUUGCUACCCACUAUAACACGUCGGACGACCCGAGAUUCUCAGGUCGAAUCAUCGGUCAUGGACCUCUCGACCUAAACCUUGUCAAAUUCUGGCUUUCGACCUGCGAAACAUCUCAUACUAUAUGUGAGAAAUUGCCCAGGGUGGAUAAUAGUAUGCCUGAUUUGAACUGCCUCCUCGUUAUCGACGUUGUUCAGAAAUGUGUCGUUGAGGCACCUUCAAAAUGUCGUUAUGUAGCGCUGAGCUAUUGUUGGGGGACUGUGCAAGUACUAAAACAUCAGCAAUGA
Messenger RNA from Glarea lozoyensis ATCC 20868, 1026 nucleotides. RefSeq lists its product as uncharacterized. The coding region runs from base 1 to 1026 and encodes 341 amino acids. The transcript has a single exon. The record is from RefSeq and is a predicted model, not a curated record. Lineage: Eukaryota; Fungi; Ascomycota; Leotiomycetes; Helotiales; Helotiaceae.